GAGGGCGCCGUGAUUCGGAGAACUACGCCUCCCAGCGCGCCCCGCGCGGGGGCAAAGGGCGUUAGCUUUGGGCGGCCUCAGCCGUCAGAGCGCAGAGAGGAGGGUCCGAGAAGCCGGCCGCGGCGGGAGGAGGGGGUGCGCGUGCGCGCUGGCCCGGCUCGGCCUGUUCUGUCCCAAUCAUUGUAAACAGGCGGAGGCUGGGCGGGGAGGGGAUGGGGCGCCCGCGGCAGGCCUGCGGCGCAGUGCAGGAGACGGCUGCCCUGGCGGCGUGAACGUAGGGAGGCGGUGGCUGCGGCGGAGCGGGCAGUCGCGCGGCGGCAGGCACAGGUGUAAUGGAUAGGUAACAGAGAAGACCUUGUCACGGCAUCAGCAUGACGGAGUGCUUCCUGCCCCCCACCAGCAGCCCCAGUGAACACCGCAGGGUGGAGCAUGGCAGCGGGCUCACCCGGACCCCCAGCUCUGAAGAGAUCAGCCCUACUAAGUUUCCUGGAUUGUACCGUACUGGUGAACCUUCACCUCCCCAUGACAUCCUCCACGAGCCUCCCGAUGUAGCAUCUGAUGAUGAGAAAGACCAUGGCAAGAAAAAAGGAAAAUUUAAGAAAAAGGAAAAAAGGACUGAAGGCUAUGCUACCUUUCAGGAAGAUAGCUCUGGAGAUGAAGCUGAAAGUCCUUCUAAAAUGAAGAGGUCCAAGGGAAUCCAUGUUUUCAAGAAGCCCAGCUUUUCUAAAAAGAAGGAGAAGGAUUUUAAAAUAAAAGAGAAACCCAAAGAUGAAAAGCAUAAAGAAGAAAAGCACAAAGAAGAAAAACAUAAAGAGAAGAAGUCAAAAGACUUGACAGCAGCAGAUGUUGUUAAACAGUGGAAGGAAAAGAAAAAAAAGAAGAAGCCAAUUCAGGAGCCAGAGGUGCCUCAGGUUGAUGUUCCGAAUCUCAGACCCAUUUUUGGGAUCCCUUUGGCCGAUGCGGUAGAGAGGACCAUGAUGUAUGACGGCAUUCGGCUGCCGGCAGUUUUCCGUGAAUGUAUAGAUUACAUGGAGAAGUACGGCAUGAAGUGUGAAGGCAUCUACAGAGUUUCAGGAAUUAAAUCAAAAGUGGAUGAGCUAAAAGUAGCUUAUGACCGAGAGGAGUCUACAAACUUGGAAGAGUAUGAGCCUAACACUGUAGCCAGUUUGCUGAAGCAGUAUUUGCGAGAACUUCCAGAGAAUUUGCUUACCAAAGAGCUUAUGCCCCGAUUUGAAGAGGCUUGUGGUAGGACCUCAGAGAGUGAGAAAGUACAGGAAUUCCAGCGCUUGCUCAAAGAACUGCCGGAAUGUAAUUAUCUUCUGAUUUCCUGGCUCAUUGUGCACAUGGACCAUGUCAUUACAAAGGAACUGGAAACUAAAAUGAAUAUUCAGAACAUUUCUAUAGUGCUCAGUCCAACUGUUCAGAUCAGUAAUCGAGUCCUGUAUGUGUUUUUCACACAUGUGCAAGAACUCUUUGGAAAUGUGGUUCUAAAGCAAGUGACAAAACCUCUGCGGUGGUCUAACAUGGCCACGAUGCCCACGCUGCCAGAGACCCAGGUUGGCAUCAAGGAAGAGAUCCGGAGACAGGAGUUUCUUUUGAAUUGUUUACAUCGAGAUCUGCAGGGUGGGAUAAAGGAUUUAUCUAAAGAAGAAAGAUUAUGGGAAGUACAAAGGAUUUUAACAGCUCUCAAAAGAAAACUAAGAGAAGCCAAAAGGCAGGAGUGUGAAACCAAGAUUGCACAAGAGAUAGCCAGUCUUUCAAAAGAGGAUGUUUCCAAAGAAGAAAUGAAUGAAAAUGAAGAAGUUAUAAAUAUUCUCCUUGCCCAGGAGAAUGAGAUCCUGACAGAACAGGAGGAGCUACUGGCCAUGGAGCAGUUUCUGCGUCGGCAGAUUGCCACCGAAAAAGAAGAGAUAGAACGCCUUAGAGCUGAGAUUGCAGAGAUUCAGAGUCGCCAGCAGCACGGCCGAAGUGAAACCGAGGAGUACUCCUCUGAGAGCGAGAGUGAGAGUGAGGACGAAGAGGAACUGCAGAUCAUUCUAGAAGACCUACAGAGACAGAAUGAAGAGCUAGAAAUAAAGAACAAUCACCUGAACCAAGCGAUUCACGAGGAGCGGGAGGCCAUCAUCGAGCUGCGCGUUCAGCUCCGCCUGCUGCAGGUUCAGCGCGCCAAGUCUGAUCAGGCGGCGCCAGAGGACGAGGAGCCUGAGCGGCGAGGGGGCAUGGCCCAGCCGCCCAGAGAUGGGGUCGUGGAGGCCAAAGCAGCCAAAGAGCAGCCAAAGGCAGGCAAGGAGCAAGCGAAGCCAUCCCCGAGCAAGGACAGGAAGGAGACGCCCAUCUGAGCGUCCUGGUGUGCUCGUGGUGGAAUCCUCUAGACUUACAAGGACCUGUGCAUCUUACUGUAAUGCCGAGAGCUGCGGGUGCGCUCUCUCGCACUGUCUAUUCUGUAAAGAUGUCUUCUCUUCUCAGAGACCCUUCUCUUUCACACGUCUGACCCCUCACAGCAGGCUCAGGUCUGGUGGGAGGUGGAAGCAGAGGGCACAUUGCGGACUGGUAGGGGACAGAUUAGUUUUCCAGAUAGUGUCAGCUUAUUUGAAGAUUAAUUUUCUUUGUUAACUUAAAAUAACUACUUUAACCCUUGAGUGGCUUCUUUUUAAACCAAAAAUUGUCUUUCUUUGCUUUUUUAUCACAGCAGAAUCAGGAUCUCUUUCUCAUUUGGGGGGGAACCCAAUCAGGUCAGUCUUGUGCCUGUCUGCCCCACGUCCUGCCCUCCGGAUCUCUGUGUCUCUGGUCACUCUUGCUUGUGCCUUUCACACCUUUUGGUGCAGAUUAUACAAUGGAGGAGCUGCCUCAUGUUUUUUGACUAGCCAGAAUGGCUCCUAUGGGUGUACCUGUUAUCCACCCCGUAACUCUUUUGACAGUUCCAAACCACAGUCCAUGAGCCCGAGUCACCAGGACGGCCUCGUUUGGUUGCAGACGGAGGCUGCCUGUGGAGCCUGCCCACCUGCCCUGGGCCCCACAAGGCCCAGCAUGGAGGAGGCCCCACUCCUGCCUGUUACUCACUGCCGUGGCCAGCAAAGGCCUUUUUACUGGGUUAUUGGGAAGGUGGUUGCCUUGUCCUGGUGCCUCCACACAAAGGAUGUUUCUCAAACCAGAAAUCCUUUCCACGACUGACCCUCUAGUAAAAACAGAAUGACUCCGAUUGCUUGCUUGGGCUAGAAUGUACUUGUCUCCUUGCCUGAAUAAGCCAUAUUAUGCUCUUAAACAAAAAUUCAGAAUUAUCCGUGCUGUCUCAGUGAACCUACUGGUGGACUCUCAGUUGUCAAGAUAAGCAAUAGAGACAAAUUACCUUCCUUUUAAUGCUAGCUGUGACUCGCCCUGCCCCACUUCCCACCUCUAGUCCAUCAGAUCAGUGCUCUGAGGCUGCUGGGAGGCCGGGCUCCGGAGGCAACUGGACUGUGGUCAGCUCUGUCAGAGUGAGUGGUGCCAUGAGACUGGCCAGGUCUCCUGGCUCAGGAGAAACCCCCACACACUCAAGGCGGUGAAAACCACCCCACAGAGGGCUCUCCCCUCUUCCUCCUAGUUAGUAUUUAUUUUCAGCACCUGUUUGAUGCGGUUUUUUAUCUUCUACCUAUUGCACUGUUGUGACUUGUUGGCCAUUAUUUGAUUUUUGUAUGAAAAAAAGCUUUGUUAUAGAAAUCAGCAUACUAUUUUUUUAAAUCUGGAGAGAAGGUAUUCUGGUGACUGAAAAGUACCGUCAGGUGUCAGACAUAUAUGUGUAAAGGCCUUCUUGCUGUCCUGUCGGUCCUAGUACAUUCACUUUACAGCUGCUGGCAAUAUCGAAGGUUCCUUUUUUGUUUGUGUAAACUCUAAUUUCUAUCCAGGUGUCACGGAUUUUUAAAAUGAGUAUUUCAUUACAAAUGUCUCAGCGUUGGUUAAUAAAUUUUUGCCAGGACCAUUAUUGAUUGAGCAAAUAAAUUCAACAGCCAUUUGGGAA
Messenger RNA from Nycticebus coucang (slow loris), 3994 nucleotides. It is a transcript of the gene RALBP1, whose product is annotated as ralA binding protein 1. Gene Ontology annotation, cellular component: membrane. The record is from RefSeq and is a predicted model, not a curated record. Gene Ontology annotation, biological process: small GTPase-mediated signal transduction; positive regulation of GTPase activity; endocytosis. Gene Ontology annotation, molecular function: small GTPase binding; GTPase activator activity. The transcript is spliced from 10 exons. The coding region runs from base 372 to 2339 and encodes 655 amino acids. Lineage: Eukaryota; Metazoa; Chordata; Mammalia; Primates; Lorisidae.